This is a messenger RNA of Gadus chalcogrammus (walleye pollock), 2822 nucleotides long. RefSeq names its product transmembrane emp24 domain-containing protein 9-like. The record is from RefSeq and is a predicted model, not a curated record. The transcript has 5 exons. Lineage: Eukaryota; Metazoa; Chordata; Actinopteri; Gadiformes; Gadidae. Gene Ontology annotation, cellular component: endoplasmic reticulum; COPII-coated ER to Golgi transport vesicle; endoplasmic reticulum-Golgi intermediate compartment. Bases 32 to 703 code for a protein of 223 amino acids. Gene Ontology annotation, biological process: COPI coating of Golgi vesicle; intracellular protein transport; endoplasmic reticulum to Golgi vesicle-mediated transport.
ACUCAGACGAGAACUCUCCCGGCAGAGCAAGAUGGUGGCCAUUAAGAUGCAGUCGUGUGUGUUUUCAGUAUUACUUUUAAGUGUAUAUUACAGCGCCGUUUCCGCACUGUACUUUCACAUAGGGGAGACCGAGAAGAAAUGCUUUAUAGAGGAAAUUCCAGACGAAACAAUGAUUAUUGGAAACUACAGAACCCAGCUGUAUGACAAGCAGAAGGAGGAGUACCUGCCUGCCACUCAGGGCCUGGGGAUGUUCGUGGAGGUCAAAGACCCAGAUGAGAAGGUGAUCCUGUCGCGUCAGUACGGCUCCGAGGGACGCUUCACCUUCACGUCGCACACUCCUGGAGAGCACCAGAUCUGCCUGCACUCCAACUCCUCCAAGUUCGCCCUGUUUGCAGGAGGCAUGCUGCGGGUGCAUCUCGACAUCCAGGUGGGCGAACACACCAACAACUACGCUGAGAUCGCUGCCAAGGACAAGCUGACGGAACUGCAGCUCCGCGUCCGACAGCUGGUAGAGCAGGUGGAUCAGAUCCAGAAGGAGCAGAACUACCAAAGGUACCGGGAGGAGCGCUUCAGGCAGACGAGUGAGAGUACCAACCAGCGUGUGCUGUGGUGGUCCAUCGUCCAGACCCUCAUCCUGGUGGCCAUCGGCUUCUGGCAGAUGAGGCAUCUCAAGAGCUUCUUCGAGGCCAAGAAGCUGGUGUAAAUGCUCUGGUCCUGGGGACGGCGGUGGCUGGGAAGUUGUUUAUGAUCCUGAACAUGUGUGUGGGGGUGUGUGUGUGCGCGCUUUUUUGUUAAGUGGGUGAAGUGAACGAUUUCAUUACUGAUGGCCUCCCACCUCCCCCCCCUCUGAUGAUACACACACACACACACACACACACACACACACACACACACACACACACACACACACACACACACACACACACACACACACACACACACACACACACACACACACACACACACACACACACACACACACACACACACACACACAGAGAUGCUGGAGAUGAAGGGUGAAUAUUUGGCAACUACACGGACAAAUCCAUCUCUGCGGUUUGGCUGGCUUUAGGGGGUCUUGUCAUAGACUACGUUGUCUUUGUUUUUGUUUUCCUUACCAUCCUGACUGUUAAGAUGUCCCUCAUGUUUUUGACCAACAGGGUAGAGGCUUUUCUUUAUUUAUUUAACUAUUUUUAUCAACCCGCAGCCCCUGAAAUAAUGCUCUGCUGUCUUGGAUUUUGACAAUCUAAAUUCCACAUAUAAAAAAAUUGUUCUGGAUGGGCACAAACCCCAGCUUGUGCAUUACAUAUUUCUUUUUUCUUCUUUUUGACACAAACUAUCAUUUUUCAACACUGGGUUUUAAAGACAACCGACCUACCAGGGUACUCUACCCAUUUAAAACACAUUAACCAUUCAUUUGUUUUUCUUUUCCACUACUCUUUUCGUAGUUGAUUACAUGUCCUGUUACUGGCCAAUAGAGAUCCCCCAUGCUCUGGAGGGAAGACAUGGAGCCGGGUUGGUCCCCGUCAGGUGGGAGUCUUUGGCAAAUGCAAUUGGUUUCCCCAAUAAUAGCUACAGAAACAUGGGUGCAAUUUAUAUCUACUGCAACUGUUUCUGGUGUUCACUGAUCGUAGUUCAGAAUUAUAUUGCUGAUAUUGCUAUCGCACAUACAUUCUGUAUUGAAGAGAUGGGGGGAAAUGCAGAUCAUAAUACCUACGGGUAUUUGAUCUAACCUGAAAUGGGUUUUAUUUGUUUUAUCCUUCAUUUAUUAUUUUGGCAAAUUAGGAAACUCCAGUGUGAGUGUUUCAUCACUGCGGUCAGGGACCUAUUAAAACAUCUUCCAACUGUCCCUUGAAACUGAAUUUCCACCGACUUUGUGUUGGACUGCAUAUGCCGGUUGCAUUUAUUGAAUAAACCCAUCUCGCUGAAAGACCACCUGAUGAUGAUGAUAAAUAUUUUUAAGUUGUAUGUUAUGUCAGCCUUGCGUUAUCUGGCCAUAAUUGAAUGUGUGUUUCUAACUGUCUAGGCGUGGGCUUUCCUGGGUUCUUGGAAUCAUCUAAACUAUCCUAGAUUAAUUUACUGAUCAGAAUGUUGUUUUUUUUAUUCAUGAGUCUACUAAUAAAAAACAAAGUUAAUUCAAUGUGUCCGCAGUGUGGUCUAGGCACACAUGGUUGCGCGUUUGUUCAGCCUGUGGCUUGAUGAAAUCUAAACGGUGUUCUUUUUAACUUGAAUCCUGAUACUAAAUAGACAAUAGCAAUAGGGUUUGUUAUGAAAAAUUACAAUUAUUCCACAGAAUAGUAAAUAGUAUCAUCAGAACGAACAGAUCGAAUUCACAUUCUGCAGCGUUCUUUGGGGUGAUCGAUACAUUGCCCAGUGGUUGGAUGCCUUGCUCCACAGCCCUCACCCCCUAACAGAAACCUGUGGGUCUGAGGAGAAUGCCGUCAUCGUUCGGGACUAUACACUUUAGGAUGUCUGAAGCCAUUUUGAAGGCUUAUUGGCUCAUCAUUUCGAUUUGGUAUUUCUAGUAUAAAACAAGAAGUUAUAUGAAACCUUUACAUUUUAUGCAACCAGACAUACAAUCUUUUUAUACUAUUAAUAUUGAACUUGUGUUAUACCAGAGACCAUGUUUUAUUUCUUUAACAGAUAUUUGUAUUUAGAAGCAACAAUCAUAAACCAUAGUGGUCCAAAACUUAAGCUGUUGAUAUUUGUGGCUAAAGCAUAAUAGAAUGUACAAAUGGAUAAUUAUUUUGUUUCUCUGAUGGCCAAAGUGUUUUUGUCAUGGAGCUUUCAACUUCGAUUGAAAAUAAACAUGAUAUAUUAAG